AUGUCGGUCGAAACAGCGUAUGGCGUUGCGUUCCGAUCUCUAGCGACCACCGAUGAGCGGCUGUACAAGGCGACAGUGCAGUUCUACAAGCGGUUGAGCUUUGCAACGGUGAAGCUGUAUGACAAGUUCAAGAACCACGGCGAUGAGAUGCUGCUGUCGGGCACGAGCCAGUCGUCCCGGCACGAGACGUGGCUGAUGUCGUUCAAGCUGUCGGAGGUGGACAGCAGCGGGUGCCGGGUGCCGCAGCAGGAGGCGGAGCGGAAGCUGCAGUCGGACGGGGCGAUGAUCAAGGUGCGCCUGGUGAACGAGGUGGCGGCGGCGGACUGCGGCGCGCUGCGCGUGAGCUACUACAGCGGUUCCUUUGCGGAGGCGGCCGCCGCGUUCCCUGACCGCGAGGAGGUAUCGGAGCACGAGUUCCGCAUCCGGGACCCACUCGGUAACGAGAUAGCGCUGACAGACACGCCGCACCUGCACGACGCGGUGCUCGGCGAGCAGGCCGUGGGGGCCGAUUUCUUCCUGUCGGGUAGCGGCGAGACGCACCGCUUGGCGCAGGGCCGCGAAACGGCCGCUGCGCUGAUGCGCAGUCUGCGCGAGACGCCAGGGGCGCCCGACAGCAAGCCCAAGAAGAAGCUGGCAGUCAUGACCUCCGGUGGCGACUCUCCUGGGAUGAACGCUGCGGUGCGCGCCGUUGUCAGAGCCGGUAUAUACUACGGCUGCGACGUGUUUGCGGUCUACGAGGGGUACGAGGGUCUGUUGAAGGGAGGCGAGUAUCUGAAGCACAUGCAAUGGUCCGACGUCCGGGGCUGGUUGAGCGAGGGUGGUACGCUCAUCGGCACUGCGCGCUGCAUGGAGUUCCGUGAACGCAAGGGCCGGAAGCAGGCCGCUGCAAACUUGAUUGAGCAGGGCAUCGAUGCAUUGGUCGUCUGUGGUGGCGAUGGCUCGCUGACGGGCGCCGACCUCUUCCGGUCGGAGUGGCCCUCGCUUGUCGAGGAGCUUGUCUCCGACGGCCGGUUCACCGCACAGCAGGUGCAUCCGUACCGUAACUUGACCAUUGUUGGCUUGGUUGGAUCGAUUGACAAUGACAUGUCUGGGACAGACUCCACGAUUGGUGCUUAUUCUGCGCUGGAACGUAUUUGCGAGAUGGUGGACUAUAUCGAUGCCACCGCAAAGUCCCACUCUCGUGCGUUCGUGGUCGAGGUAAUGGGCAGGCACUGUGGUUGGCUAGCGCUCAUGGCAGGCAUAGCGACAGCAGCGGAUUAUAUAUUUAUCCCAGAAAGAGCUGCUCCGCAGAAUAAGUGGCAGGACGAAAUGAAGGAAGUCUGCAGAAGGCAUAAAGCAAAGGGACGCCGUAACAUCACUGUCAUUGUUGCGGAAGGUGCUUUGGACACAGAGCUGAACCCGAUCACUGCCGAGCAGGUAAAGACCGCUCUCGUGGAGCUCGGUCUGGACACGAGAAUCACCACUCUCGGGCACGUCCAGAGAGGUGGUACCGCUGUUGCACACGACAGAUGGCUUGCCACCAUGCAGGGUGUUGACGCAGUGAAGGCCGUUUUGGAGAUGACUCCAGAUACUCCGUCCCCCUUGAUUGGUAUCUUGGAGGAAAAGAUCAUCAGAAUACCGUUGAUGGAAUCUGUGAAGCUAACAAAGCAGGUUGCAGCAGCCAUCCAGGAAAAGGACUUUGAUAAAGCCAUUUCAUUGCGUGACACUGAAUUUAUAGAACUUUACGAGAGCUUCAUCUCGACGACUAUCAAGGAUUCCACCGCGGUGCCAGAGAGCGGCCCUCUACGUGUGGCCAUUGUGCAUGUUGGAGCGCCAUCCGCCGCUUUGAACGCCGCUACCCGUGCAGCUUCUCUCUACUGUCUAGCCAACGGACAUAAGCCAUUUGCCAUCAUCAACGGGUUUUCUGGCCUGAUCCAAACCGGGGAAGUCAGGGAGCUUUCCUGGAUCGAUGUGGAGGACUGGCACAACUUGGGUGGCUCCGAAAUAGGUACCAACAGAUGUGCCGCAGCUGAUGACAUGGGUGCUGUGGCUUACCACUUCCAAAAGAACGAAUUUGACGGGUUGAUCAUUAUCGGUGGCUUCGAAGGGUUCAAGUCUUUGCAGCAACUAUACUCCGCUAGAUCGCAAUACCCUGUGUUCAACAUCCCAAUGGUGAUGAUUCCAUCGACCGUUUCCAACAACGUUCCUGGAACCGAGUACUCGCUCGGUACCGACACUUGUUUGAACGCCCUUGUGAACUACACAGAUGCCAUCAAACAAUCCGCUUCUGCUACUAGAAGACGUGUGUUUGUGGUCGAGGUACAGGGCGGUCACUCGGGCUAUGUGGCAUCGUUCACAGGGCUGGUGACCGGCGCUGUCUCCGUCUACACGCCUGAGAAGAAGAUAGAUCUCCAUUCGAUUCAAGAGGACUUGGCCCUAUUGAAGGAAAACUUCCGUCACGAUCAGGGCGAGAACCGCAAUGGUAAGCUGCUGAUUAGAAACGAACAGGCAUCUUCGAUAUACACCACAGAGCUGAUCGCAGACAUUAUUGCUGAACAGUCGAAUGGCCGCUUCGGUGUCAGAACCGCGGUCCCAGGGCAUGUUCAGCAGGGUGGCGUGCCAUCUUCCAAAGACAGGGUUGCUGCAUGCCGUUUUGCCGUGAAGUCGGUCAAGUUCCUCGAGAGCUGGAACGAGAAGGCAAAGCAGGCAGCCUCCCACGACGACCGCCAACUCGGCUUCCGCUACGUGAAGGGUGUCAAGACACCUAUGUUGCCCAACAACGAUGCGUCUGCGGCCGUCAUCUGUGUCAACGGCUCGACUGUCUCGUUCAAACCGGUCAACGACUUGUGGCAGAAUGAGACCGACGUUGAGCUUAGAAAGGGCCACGACAUCCACUGGUCUGAGUUCACCAAGGUGGGCGAUAUACUAUCCGGCAGAUGUAAUCUGCGCAAGGAGGUGGAUGCUAUGCGCGCCGCUUCUGCUUAG
This is a messenger RNA of Eremothecium gossypii ATCC 10895, 2964 nucleotides long. It is a transcript of the gene PFK1, whose product is annotated as 6-phosphofructokinase subunit alpha. Bases 1 to 2964 code for a protein of 987 amino acids. The record is from RefSeq and is marked provisional. Lineage: Eukaryota; Fungi; Ascomycota; Saccharomycetes; Saccharomycetales; Saccharomycetaceae. Gene Ontology annotation, cellular component: cytoplasm; mitochondrion; 6-phosphofructokinase complex. The transcript has a single exon. Gene Ontology annotation, biological process: canonical glycolysis; fructose 6-phosphate metabolic process; fructose 1,6-bisphosphate metabolic process. Gene Ontology annotation, molecular function: ATP binding; identical protein binding; monosaccharide binding.